This is a messenger RNA of Triplophysa dalaica, 3726 nucleotides long. RefSeq names its product regulator of G protein signaling 14b (gene rgs14b). Gene Ontology annotation, biological process: signal transduction. The transcript has 19 exons. NCBI's taxonomy places the organism in Eukaryota, Metazoa, Chordata, Actinopteri, Cypriniformes, Nemacheilidae. The record is from RefSeq and is a predicted model, not a curated record. Gene Ontology annotation, molecular function: GTPase activator activity. The coding region runs from base 77 to 1762 and encodes 561 amino acids.
CACGGCUCAUACACACAUGAGAAACGACUCGCUCAUUCGCUUAUUAAUAUUCUGAGGUACAUGUGAUUGUAAGGAUAUGUCUUUGAAGGGGAAUUACAUUGGAGUAUCCAAUGGACCUAUGACGCUGGCUGUUUCUGAUGGAGAGCUGAACGUGCUGGAGAUAGAUGAGCGAGCAGGGACGCAGUACUCCAGCAGUAACUCCAGUUUGCCCACUGUACCCACUGAAGGAGCCAGAGGAGUGGGCCAGGUGGCCAGCUGGGCUGUUAGCUUUGAGAGGCUGCUGGAAGACCCUAUAGGCAUUCGCUAUUUCACAGCAUUCCUGAAAUCUGAGGUCAGUGCUGAGAACAUCUUAUUCUGGUUGGCUUGCGAGAAGUACCGCAAGAUACCUGCCCACCAAACUGAACAGUUGAGAAGAGAGGCUCUCUUGAUUUACAACAGCUUCCUGUCCAGCACUGCAACCUCUCCCAUUAACAUAGAUGACAGGGUACGAGUAGAGGAGAGAGAUGUACGAAACCCACAUCCUGAUAUCUUUGAAAAGGCCCAACAACAGAUCUUCAAACUGAUGAAGUUUGACAGUUAUACUCGCUUCGUGCGCUCACAGCUCUAUCAGAGCUGCAUGCUGGCUAAUGUGGAGGGCAGACCUCUACCAGGACCCGACUCUCGUGGCAAACUCCUCACUUCGGCCAAACACACCAGCACUUCACCCAAAGAGCAAGUCAAAGCUGACAGCAGAAACAAAGAGUGGUUAAAGGUCAAGCCAAGUACAGGAGAGGCUGAUGAUGUGGUAGAGAGGAGGAAGGCCAAGGACAAACGCAAAGAGAAGAGAGAAUCUUGGGGAGAACCAUCUUUCAGCUCCAAGACGGCACUGAGGAGUUCAGAGGCUGAGAAAUUAGUGGCACGUUCUGCGGAAGGAAAGGCGGAUAAGUACUGCUGUGUCUUCCUGCCUGACGGCACGGCCUCUCUGACCCCAGCCCGACCCGGUCUCACCGUCCGUGACAUGCUCACCGGCGUGUGUGAGAAAAGAGGUCUUCCUCUGUCAGACAUCAUCAUCUACUUACAUGGCAAAGAUAAACAACCACUAUCUUUGGAUCAGGACAGUUUUGUACUGAAGGACCAGCAGGUGUUUUUGGAACUGAGGGUAACUUUUACGGUUAAGGUAGCAUUUACAGGUAAGACCAUGGCCGUUGUUGUAAAGUCCAAUAAGAUGCUGCAGGACGCCCUUGCUGCAAUGCUUAACAAAUACCGCCUCAGGCCGCAGGACGCCACCGUUACCAUGGGUGGGAGUGGACACAUAAUUAGUAUGAACACCCCUGUCACAUUUCUGGCCAAUAAGACACUAAUUCUUAAUAAAGCUGUGGAUGAAACCAACAACUCAAAGAGUCUCCCACCUUCUUCAGUACAGGACCGGAGAGGUGCUGUGGAUGCAAACAUGUUCCCUACAGGACUUCCCAGAUCAAGUGGCAGACAGAAGAACCCUGGACUGAGGAGAACCUAUGACAUGGAAGGUUUAGUGGAGUUGAUGAACCGAGCCCAGUGCUGCAGCGCUGAUGAUCAGAGAGGCCUCCUGAAGAAAGAACAUCUGAUGUUACCUCAGUUUCUCCAGUUACCCCUGGAGGAGCCUGAGGAGACAGAGACUAGCAGAUCACUGGACGACUCUUGUUCUAAUAUGAGCUCUCUCGAAAUGGAUUCUCCUGCUGUUCCAAAGUCAUCAGACCCACCUCAGAGCGACUGUUCAAACCCAGCUCGAGAAACUGUGGUGUGAGCUGAACUUAUGACUCAAUGGACACUGUUUGCUUCAAUACUCAUUCACACUGGAAUUCAGAUUAGAUGAAAUAUGUUUCAAUGUGUGACAGUGGUGGUCUUAAACGGACACUCGUCAUUCAGACUUAAUAAGGAAAUGCAAAGAAACAUUGUUUACAUUCGAUGAAACUCGAUGUUGUUUUCCGGCUGCUUGUAUUUAUUAUCGAAUCUCCUCAAACAAUACAUUGUAUGUAUUUUCAUGAAGACGUUGCUUAGUGCUGUUAAGAUAACAUAAUUGAAAUGUCAAUCACGAAAAUGGAAAGAUUAUGAUGUUGUUUCUAUUUGGAAUGACUUGCACUAAUAAUCCUUGCUCAUUAGGUCCAGUAAUGUAUAUUAAAAAACAUACAUAAUAAGAUAUAUUGAAAAAUAAUACUCUUUCACAAUUUCUCUCUAAGCUUCUCUCUUAGUUCUGCUUCAACCGCCUUGAGGGUAAACAAAGAAAGAAGAAACCAAACCAAGACGAACACGCUCACUUAAUGCAAGCUAUUCUUAGGAAAGUCCUUGCCGGGGAUUCUUUGCACUAAAUAUUUAUGCUUUCUGAAAAGUCAGCGUGGAGAAGUAAUGAGCUGGCUUUAGAACCAGACUAGGAUGACCAGCACUCGAGAUGAGACACAGGGAGAAAGUAAGAGAGAGCGAGAGUGUGAGAGGAAAUGGAAGGCUGAUAGACAGAGAGCGAUAGAGAUAGAGAGAGAGAGAGAAUGGGAGAGAUGAGUGAAAGGGAGGGAGGGAGGAGAAUCUGCAAGGUGAUGAUUCUGCCAUAUAUCACUGAGCAGCUCUUCGUAAGGAUACGAUUGUUACAGUUCUAGCUGGUUUGCAAAGGUUCAUUUUAAAUUGUUUUAAAGCAGAACCGCGCCAGCACAACUCUGAGUGUCCUCAAUGAGUAUACACUGAAAAUACAACAGGUUUUAAAAGGGAACCGAUAGCAUUGACGGAUCGCUGUACAUCGCCUAAAAACAAAGCGGAUUUACCUUCUCAAGCUGAGAUAUGGAGAACACAGAGAAUAAAGUAUCCACCAUCUCGCCACAGAAACAGACGGUAAAGAACCGGUCCAAGUCGACAGACGAAGUACAGCAAGCCAAAAAGGCCUUUCACACCCCACAGAAAUCUCUUCCAGCCAAACCAGAAACUGAGAAGCUAGAGGAGACUGCUGAACUGAACACUUCAUCGCAGGUGUUCAAAUGAUUGUUGGACGCAAACUUGGGGGCUUUGAGACUUAAACAGAUCAACAGGACUUAUGGGUAAAAAUAAGAGUAUGACUCAGUGUGUCUGUUUAUACCAUUGUGACUCAGUUUAACAGUGUAGUCAUUUGGAACACUACCAACAAUAAACAUGUGUAGCUUCCUAAUUUGUUUGAGUCUGAUAAUGCAUAAAAAAUAAUCAAAUGAAGAACUGGAUAUCACAAUGAAAAUGUCUGUAUUGCAUAUGUUAAUAUUAUUAUAUAUAAUAUAACAUAUAUAUUAAAUAUAAAUGUCUAUUCUAUUCCAUUCAAUUUCCAGUUCUGAGCACCAAAUCAGCUUUGUGUUUCUAGUGUUUGAAAGAUGCUGAGUGUUCACACCAUGAGAUUUAAUAAAUUCUGCUUAUUUGGCACUCAAUUCUGGGGCUCGGAUCUUUACUUCUGAACCUCCAUUGUCAUGUCACCACAUUCCUGGAAUUGAUUGAUCCUGAAGGGCAGCUACCUACAGCUCCAGCCCUGAGCAGAGAGCAGGGCACCAGGUUAGAGAAUUUCAGUGCCAGGAAAUAAUUGCACAGGGUGACGCUUCACACGAGGAAAUGAAUCAAUUCUGUCAACCCGUUGUUCAUGGGUGGGCAUGUUUGCCAGCUUGCCAGGGUAUAAAUUACGCAAUUUUUAUUGAGUUCACACUGUUGAAGCUGUAUGAUUAUUUUGUAUUUCUGACUUUGUGAUAAAUAAAAUUAAUGAUCAACAUC